This is a messenger RNA of Symbiodinium pilosum, 789 nucleotides long. The record is from the annotation of a GenBank genome assembly. Lineage: Eukaryota; Dinophyceae; Suessiales; Symbiodiniaceae.
AUGGCAAGCGCUGCCUUCUGGUUGGUCACAGCUGCUUGUGUACCUCGGGGUGCUUUCGCUUAUGAUGUGGAGGUGGAAGGUGUGGGCCCUGUUUGGAUGUAUCCUGAAGAGCUCGAACUUUUGGCGAAACACCUGCGCCAGGCACGUACAUUUUUCGAGUUUGGCAUGGGAGCAUCAACGCUGUACAUAUCCAAAGAGUAUCCUCAUCUUGAAAGGCUUGUGUCAGUUGAUAUGGACAGACGCUGGGUCAACCGAGUGCGGAAGCAUUCCUGGCUUCGCAAUGGCUCAGGUCCAGCCCCGAAGCAGAUCAGUUUGCUACAUAUCCAUAUUGGCCGAACCACCGGCUAUGGCUUUCCCUUGCAGAACAUGAGUCGUUGUCGUCACCGAAUUCGCUUGUGUUUGGAUCCCGACGCAAAUCCUGGGUGUGCCGUCAAGACCCGCUGCUACAAAGACCUGAUUGGGCGGCGCAGUUGGUGGCCACCGUUUAGCCAGGUGGUGUUGGAUGCCGCAGCACAUUUCAAGCACGGGUGGGAUGUCGUGCUGGUGGACUCACGUUUUCGUACGGCUUGCGCUUUAAAGAGCCUCAUGGCUAUAAGCUCAGAGGCCAUUUCCAGGUCUGUGGUCAUGGUUCACGAUUACACAAUUCGUAGGCAGCACUACCAGGAGAUCGAACGGUUUGCUAACAUGGAGGAGGUUGUCGGAAGCCUUGCAGUUUUUCGUAAGAAGCCUGACUUCGAUCCAGUCGCACUGCAGCAUGCAGUCCUGGCUUCGGAGUAUGAUCCCAUGUGA